Besnoitia besnoiti is the source of this 4545-nucleotide messenger RNA. RefSeq lists its product as uncharacterized. Gene Ontology annotation, molecular function: adenosine deaminase activity; RNA binding. Gene Ontology annotation, biological process: RNA processing. The coding region runs from base 1 to 4545 and encodes 1514 amino acids. The record is from RefSeq and is a predicted model, not a curated record. NCBI's taxonomy places the organism in Eukaryota, Apicomplexa, Conoidasida, Eucoccidiorida, Sarcocystidae. The transcript has 2 exons.
AUGCGUGCCUCCCCUGGUUCUUCUCCGGCCUCAGCCUCGGCGUCGAGUCUCGCGAACAGCGUCGCGGAGACGCUCUUUCGGCUCUACGUGCGUGACAUCCCUCGGCGUGGGAAGCCCGACGAGGCGACCGGCGAGUGGACGGUCCUUGCGGGUUUCGUGCUCGAGGUGAGGCGAGAGGGGGGGGUCAGCGAGAAGGCGAAAGGAGAGCGUGACGAGUGUGCUGCCGCGACAGAGGAAGGUGAGGAGACGAAUGGGGUCGGUGCGGAGGGGAAAGAAGAGAAAACACCCGCCUCGCUAAGACGCCCUUGCCAGCAGAGACACGCGGAGAAGAGCGGCCUCUCCUCGGAGCCGCGGCGCGAGGAGCGGAGGACACUCGAGGGGGCGGAGCUGUCGCGCCACCAUGAGUCGCAUGAUCACACAGAGUGUCCUCGCGUGUGGACUGAGCCCUUGAAACCGAAUCUGACGUCUCCCGCGCCGCCUCUGUCUCCGCUCGCAGUGUCCGCGAACUGCGACGGCCUUCGAAGCAGCCGCCGGCCGCUCUCAGGUUCGUCUCCGUCCUCGCCCCGAGCGGCUCCGUUUCUCGUUUCCUCCGCGCCCGCCGUUGGUGCUCCUGACUGCACAUCUUCUUUCUUCCAUUCGCUUGUGCUGGCAACCGGGUCGCGAUGCAUUGGCGCCUCUCGGCUAUUCCCCGCUGUCGCCACUCCACAGGCAAGCGGAAAGGCACGUCCUCCUGAAACGAAGCGCGACGUGCGAGCGCCUCAGGCUCCGCCGCAGACUCAUAGCAACCCGCCGCCGAACAGGGCCUCUCCUUCUCCGUCGCCUGUGAGCACGGCGUCGGCUCUGCCGUCUGUUCACUUCUCGCAGACGAACUCCGUUGAACCGCCCAGUACGCCCGCGGCUUCUACUGAGUGGUCUCUUUCUCCUCUGUCGCUUUCUCUCUCUGCUCAGUCUCUCCACACAGAGCCCGACGCCCCGGGGCGGUCUCUCAGCCUUUGCGCGCCGGGCGUAGAGUCCCUCGAACAAGAGCGGCGCGGCCACGAUAGGGGGACGGGGCGGCGACGAAGGUCGUCUUGCCCCUAUUGGGGCGUGGUUCCUCGUGGUAUUUCCUCGAUCUCGGUCGACGCUAACUGGCGCGCAUGUCGUUUUGGUCGCGGGGUAGCUGGUCUGGCAGUGGAAGAGUCUGCGACCUCGGCGCAAGGAGAGACGGCGACAGCCCUUGACGGCGUACGGGAUGGAGCCACGCCCUCUGAAACCGAGGCGGCAUCAUGCCCCGCCCCUGCUUCUCAACCCUGUCUGGCUUCCUUGCCUUGCUCUUCCACGCCCCCGUCGCCUUCCGCCUCGCGGUGUCCUGCAUCUUCGCCGUCUUCCCGCUCCUUGUCUGCUUCGCGUUGCUCCCUCUCUCACGGUCGCUCGCCUGACUCACCGCGUCGCCCGCGGUCCGGCGGAGCCUGGGCUGAUUCCCCUCGCUCGUCUCUGGCGCGAUCCAACAAGCGAAGGCACUCGUCUCCAAGCGCAUUAAGUUUGCCUUCCAUGCGCACCCUUGGGAAGAAGAGCCGCCACGCGGGUGGCCGCAAGCCUCCACCGGUCGCCCCCGAAGCGUACAGACGCUGGACGCAGGGGAACUGCGUCUGUGUUCACGAUUCGCACGCGGAAGUUCUCGCGAGACGCCUGCUCAAGCGCUACCUCGCUCUUGGCGCGCUUGCACAGCUCCAUGCCUUCCUCGCCGAGACACGCCAGCGCGUGGAGAGACUCGAAGCCGCGCUGUCGCAUCUAGGCGCUUUGACAGGGAGUGGCAACAACCGAGGGGACCGCGGCGACGCGAUUGCCACGACGAUCUCAGCCGCGAAAGAGCGAGGUGAGACCGGUGGAGUCUGCGAAGGCGUGAUACCGAGAGGCCUACGGAAUGGCGGAGGCGACGCUGGCGCGGGAGGCGCCCAGCGCCUGCCCUCACGUGCGGAGCGAGGCCGCGACGAACGAAACGAGCAAGGGGGGCAGCACGCGGAAAGCCAAGAGGCGACUUUGCUCGAGGUGCGCGAUGGAGGCCACGGACUCCUCGAGAGCCCCUGUCGCGAUGCUCACACUCUCGCCUCGGCAGUAACAUCCCUCGCGGUGCUCCUCCUUCGCCCUUUUCCGACUUCGCUCUGCCGACCCUCAGCUCCUUCCUGCACCCCGGGCGAGCCCCGGCCGCGAGGCGGCGGCGGGUCAGGGGUCGCUGCCUCGCUCGGCCCAGCGCCACGAUCAGUAGGGCUCUCGGAGCCUCACCGAGGUGAGCAGCUAAAUGAUGCACGGAUUCUCGAGUUUCUUCCUCUGGCUAGGGCUUUUCGGCAGCGUGCAGGCACGCGUUUGCACUUCUAUGCAUCCAUGGCCCCCUGCGGAGACGCAGCACUCACGCCUCGCGUCAGCGCAGCCGCGGAAGCGCCACGAAGGACGCGGCAAGGCGACAGCCGCAACAGCAAGGCCGGCGCUCCUCGCAGUCAGGCGCCAGAGCGCGGAGGCGAGGUGAGCCCCGGCGGCGGAGACAGCCAGGGCACGGUGGGAAGGCGCGCAGACAGCGAGGACGCUCGCGAACCCGGCGACGGUAGGGAGACGAAGGCCGGACGCCGCGAGCAGGCAACCGAGGGGUGGAGAGAAAAGGGUGACGCGGAGCCUGGAGGAAGCGAAGUGUUGUCGGUUUUGUUGGCGAGUGAAGGCGAGGAGGGCAAUCGCCGCAGGAGAAAAAGAGUCAAAGAUCGCGACCGGGGCAGACUGGCGCCCAUUCCUUCUUUCCGCUUUCGCCCCACCGGCGCGAAGCCCGUUUCAGUCACAGAUCGAUGCGAUGAAAGGGGCACGUUGCUGACGUCCGACCAAGAUCUCCUCGCGGUACAGAAACGGGGAAUUCUCCGAUUCAAACCCGGCCGGAGCGACCUUCCGAGUCACAUGCGUUCGUGUUCGCUCAGCUGCAGCGACAAAAUAUGGCGCUGGAAUUGUCUCGGAUGGGAGGGAGCGGUUCUUUCGCGGAUUCUCGCUGCGCCGCUCCUGCCCUUCUCCAUUUCCGUAGGAGAGUCCUCCGUCUCGCUUUCCGCUUUGCAAGUCUCUCUUCUAAAUAGAGGCGGCAGCGACGCGGAGGAAGGGAGUGAAAACGAGGUGCUCGACACCUCGAAGCUGCUGCCGUUCAUAUCCCUGCGCAGCCAUGCCAGGCCACAAGCACCUGAUCUUCCGAUUCUGCUCAAAACGACGAGCGACACGAUCUUCCCGGCUUCGCGCGAAGCCGCAGAAAGACGACGCGCGGAGGACCUGAGUGCGCGGAGCGGCGCAAAGGACGAGGUAAGGCACACAGCGGAGGACGUGUGCAAAGGAAAAUCUGAGAGGAAGCGGAUAAAGGAGUUAGGCGCAGAGGAAAAGGGAGGGCUCAGAUUUUGCGUCGAAAAAGGCGGCAGCGACGAGACCGAAGAGGUCACGAGUGAUGCAAGGCCAGAAAAGAUGGAGACUGACGAAUCCGCUCGGUGCUCCAGUCGUGGGACGCGUGCUUCGGAUAGGCCGUAUCAUGGUUGUCAAGGCAACUUCGGUGUGGGGACGGAUGAACACGCCAGGGCGGAAGGGGCAUGUGCGCAGUCUACAAACCCACAGGGUCGCCUUUCUGCACAGGCUCCUCCCGAUAAGAACGAGGUGGACCCAGCUGGCGCGCGGAGAAAGAAAACGAAAGAAUGGGAAGGCGUACGGGCGCUCCCCCCCAUUCGCUCGUCAGGGCUCUCGAUUGCGUGGCAUAGGUCUCCCGAGGUCGAGUUCUCUGCCUCUCCGGUUGAGGCGGGAAAUCCCAGUGCGACUCGCCUAAAGGCCCGAGAUAGCGGAGAGGCGUGUGGUGCGUCGAAGUGUCUGUGUCUAGUUGGCUCUUCGAAGGCGUUUCACGAAGUCACAGUCGGCUGCAGCGGCCUCCUGCAUCGCACAAUGGUAAAAAAGGCGCAGGACUGCCGCUACUUGCACUCCGAACUCUGCAAGGCGAAUCUGUCGCGCGUGCUCCUCCACCUCACAGUUUUGAAGGAACACGGUUUGUUGAAGGCGCUGCGCGAGGCAAUUGCGGGCUUGGAGACUGCGCAAGAAGCGCUGAGUCGCACCAAGUCCCCGUCUGUCGCAUCGGAGAAAGCUCUGGUCGCGGUGAGGCGGGUCCUUGACGAAGCGAAAAAACGCGGGCUGAUGGACGGCCAGGAAUGUGAGCACACCGAGGGAUUCUGGCGAGACCGUCAAGAGGCGGAAGAGAAUGCAAUGUCUACAGACGGGCGUGGGCAUACGGGUCUGCGCAGUGGGCUGUCGAUCUCAUACGACAGUUUGAAGGCACGCGCAGUUGAUUAUCAGGCACGGAAGGUGCAAUGGCGAAAGCGUUACGGCGGCUGGGAAGGAAGCGCGCAGCGGCUGCGCAGUUUCGAACUCGGCGCCGAGGCGGACUUUGCACUGUUUGAUUUCGUCGUCGAGCGUGUGACGCAGAGCGAAUCAACGCCGCAUUUCUGCGGCGCGUCGGCUGCUUCACGGAGGACAGAAGAAAAAAGAGACAACUCAUAUCGUGACGCAUAG